CCCAACAAGACCACUUCUACCACCUGGGUUUUUCCGGAGGAAACCAGGUUCCUUUGUAUUUUCCUCCCAUAUUUAGGCAGUAUUUUUUUCCCCGGGCAUAUGGGAGGUAGGCCUGAAUAAAUCGUUAGUUUGGUGGCUCUGGACAACAUUUACAACACUACCACCUUCACCUGGGUUCAUCAUCUAUAAAAUGAAGUUCCGGGCCAAGAUGAUUGACAUCACCUGUAUUAAAGAGUUUUCUAAUAUUGUGAGCACAAUAGCAAAGUUAGCUAAACAUUGUGUCCUUCGUAUUUCCCAAGAACGCUUGUUCUUCAUCAUCCAUGAAGCUGGAGCUGUAGGGAGCUCACCUGGCCUCUGGACAGAACUUGAUCAAGGUCACUUCUUUAAUGAGUUUAACAUGGAAGGAGUUUCAGAGGAAAAUAAUGAGAUAUAUCUUGACCUACAGCCAGAUUUAUUCUCAAAAACCUUGAAUUCCCUCAAAACAACUCAAGCAGCAGUUCGAAGUUUAAAGGUGAAGCUCUCCAAGAAGCACACCCCGUGCUUGACCUUAGAGGUGGAAUUGGUAAGCUUAGUGGAUCAAGUACAAUGCAGUAGUGGUAUUAAUGUAAUUAUGUAGAAUUUCUGGAGAUUAUAUUUACAAAAAAAGGUAAAAAAUGACAAAGUGAAAUAUAAAGAAUGACAAAUUUGAUUCGCACCUAAAUUAAUGUGAGGUCCAUUUUUAUGACAUGGCCACGUAGACUGGUGUUCACAUAUUUCAUGAAAUUGAGGGAGGUAAGACAGAUGUUUUAUCCUUUUCCUCCACAUUAGAAGUCAUGUCUGAGGGCACUGUGUGGUGUGAAUGUAAUGCAGAGAAUUCGUAGUUUGGAAAUUAGGAGGAGGUGCAGGAUUACCAGGACUAUUAUCCAGAGGGCUGAGGAUGGAUUGUUGAGGUGGUUUGGACAUGUAGAGAGGAUGGAACAAAGUAGAAUGACUUCGAGAGUAUAUAAAUUUGUAGUGGAGGGAAGGCGGGGUAGAGUUUGGCCUAGGAAAGGUUGAAGGGAAAGGGUAAAGGAGGUUUUGUGUGCAAGGGGCUUUGACUUCCAGCAAGCAUGCAUGAGCAUGUUAGAUAGGAGUGAACAGAGACAAACUGUUUUUAGGACUUGACAUGCUGUUAGAGUGUGAGCAAGGUAAUAUUUAUGAAAGGAUUCAGGGAGACUGGCAGGCCAGACUUGAGUCCUAGAGAUGGGAAGUACAGUGUCUGCACUCUGAAGGAAGGGCGUUAAUGUUGCAGUUUUAUAACUAGUGAAAGCUCACCUCUGGCAAGACAGUGAUGGAGUGAAUGAUGAAAGUUUUUCUUUUUCGGGCCACCCUGCCUUGGUGGUAGAAUGCCAAUGUGUUAAUAAAAUAAAAAAUAGAAUCAUUAUCAUAGUUAUCUCUCUGUAUGUAUAUGAUUAUUAUUCUUGUGUAAAUGCUUUAGUUUCACCCUGCAUCCUACUUUUCUGGCUACCACUUAUUACUGUACAAGGCACAUGGAGAAAUUGUUAUUACACUAACAUCAGUGAAUUGUGAAAGCUGAUUUCAGUCUUUAUUCCUAUCAUCUUUACCCCAUUCUACCAGUCAUUUCUCUUCCCUCUUGCACCUACAAUGAUACUUAGUAAUUGUGUUGUGUGUUUAUGCAUGAUAGUUCAGUUGAAUAUCAUAUAGCACAUGUACAGGGAUCACAUUUUCAAUUACAAUUGAAAUAUUGUACCUACGUCUUAAUUGCACAGGAAAAUGACCAGUCUGUUAUGCUGUAUAGUUUGUAUUGGAGAAAUUUCCUUGACUAGUAGUAAAUUGAUCUCUUUAUAUUGAAGACCUGUUUAACCUAUUUUCUGUGUUUGGGCUGCUGAAGUGAUAAGGAUGGCUUUUCUGAGCUCUGAGUAACUUUACCUUCAGGUGAAAGUAGAGCUAGAAGAAGCUAGAAGUGAGAGAGAAUUUCUUAGAAAAGAGUACAAGAAACAUUCCUAGUACCAGUUUCCAGUUUCAUCCAUUGGAAACUGAAGAGCAAGAUAGGAUUAAAUCUGAAAAUGAAGAAGGUUCAAGAAAGUGCUGUACAUAUUACAAAAUCCUUUGCUGUGUUGCUGGAUGAAUAUAGUUUGACCAUUGAGAGUGACACAAUGAAGGCUUCUUGUAAAGAUAAGAGUGUUGUUUGUGAGAAUUUGUAGAUUAAAUUUAUAGACAGGGCUUUUUGUAUCAAGGAGAAGAGAAGGGAAAGGAUGUGUUUUCCUAGGGCCAGAAUGUAGUUAAAAGAUAAAGAAUCAAACACAAAGUGGGAGUUGUCACAGUUGCUCUUUGCUGAUGACACGGUGCUUUUAGGAGAUUCUGAAGAGAAGUUGCAGAGGUUGGUGGAUGAAUUUGGUAGGGUAUGUAAAAGAAGAAAGUUAAAAAUGAAUAUAGGAAAGAGUAAGGUUAUAAGGAUAAAAAGAUUAGGUGACAAAGUCUGGAUAUCAGAUUGGAGGGAGAGAGUAUGGAGGAGGUGAAUGUAUUCAGAUAUUUAGGAGUGGACGUGUCAGCAGAUGGGUCUAUGAAGGAUGAGGUGAAUCACAGAAUUGAUGAGGGAAAAGGGUGAGUGUUGCACUUAGGAGUCUGUGGAGACAAAGAACUUUGUCCGUGGAAGCAAAAAGGGGAAUGUAUGAGAGUAUAGUUGUACCAACACUCUUGUAUGGGUGUGAAGCAUGAGUGAUGAAUGUUGCAACGAGGAGAAGGCCGGAGGCAGUGGAGAUGCCAUGUCUGAGGGCAAUUUGUGGUGUGAAUAUAAUGCAGAGAAUUCGUAGUUUGGAAAUUAGGAGAAGGUGUGGGAUUACCAAAACUAUUAUCCAGAGGGCUGAGGAGGGGUUGUUGAGGUGGUUUGGACAUGUAGAGAGAAUGGAACAAAACAGAAUGACUUCGAGAGUGUAUAAAUCUGUAGUGUAGGGAAGGCGGAGUAGGGGUCGGCCUAGGAAGGGUUGGAGGGAGGGGGUAAAGGAGGUUUUGUGUGCGAGGAGCUUGGACUUCUAGCAAGCGUGCUUGAGCAUAUUUGAAUGGAGACAAAUGGUUUUUAAUACUUGAUGUGCUGUUGGAGUGUGAGCAAAGUAACAUUUAUGAAGGGAUUCAGGGAAACCGGCAGGCCAGACUUGAGUCCUGGAGAUGGGAAGUACAGUGUCUACACUCUGAACGAGGGGUGUUAAUGUUGCAGUUUUAUAACUGUAGUGUAAAGCACCCCUUUGGCAAGACAGUGAUGGAGUGAAUGAUGAAAGAUUUUUCUUUUUCGGGCCACUCUGCCUUGGUGGGAAUCGGCCGAUGUGUUAAUAAAAAAAUAAUGACUAGAAAACAUGACUGGUAAUGGGAAAAACCCCCAUUAUAUUUGCCUCAGCACUAGGGAAUAUUGGGAAGCAUAGGAGACAAGCACUGCUUAUCAUGUACAGUAGGGCCCUGCUUUACAGCGUUUUUGCCUUACGGCAUUCUGCUAAUAUGGCAAUUUGAAAUUAUGAGCAAAACUUGCUAUACAGCUCCCCCUCUUUCUAAUACGGCGUGCCCCACCUGGUUUGUUUCCAUUCUCUGUGAGCACAUCUCUCUAUUUUGUCUGGAAACUUUCCAAAAUUUUAAGUGUUUUAAAAUUAUUGCAUAUUUUAUAUUUACAGUAGGGCCCCACUUAUACAGCGGGUUAGGUUUCAGGCUGUCGCCAGAAAGCAGACAUCGCCGGAAAGCAGAAUGCAUUUUUUCCAUUUAUAAAUGCAUAUAAAUGCCAGACAACAAGUUUACACUAAAUUAUAUUAAGUUAGUAAUAGAACUAGGCAUUAAAAACACAAAAAGUAAAAUACAUACACAGUACACUCAUUACUUAUCUUAAAGUAUUUGUUAUCUUAAUGUAGGGAGAGAGGUGAGUAGUAUGUACUUAUUUGUAGGAAGUCAGGUGUAGGUAGCCCUGGCUCCCCUUCUCAUACUUAAUAUAUGAUAUUUAAAACAGCCCAUAGAGUUAAAAUACACAUACAGUACACUCAUUAUUUACCUUAAAAUAUGUGUAGUCUUAAUGUAGGAAGAGAGGUGAGUAGUAUUUAUUUGUAGGCAGUCAGUG
Messenger RNA from Cherax quadricarinatus, 4072 nucleotides. The record is from RefSeq and is a predicted model, not a curated record. NCBI's taxonomy places the organism in Eukaryota, Metazoa, Arthropoda, Malacostraca, Decapoda, Parastacidae.